UCUGGGACUGCCACCCUGCAGCGCUGCUUGUAAUAAACCUUCUAAGGAAAGAGAAAUUGUGUCUUGAGAGUCUGUGACCACCACUCAGCGAACCACAGGGACCCGUGGUUUCGGGUCCCACCACAAUUUGGCGACGAGGACGGAUGAGUGGUACACUGGAAAGCCCCUGCUUCAUGGAGAUGUGACAUAGGAAAUCCUCCAACGUGCACACGGAUAAGGUGCUAUGAGCCUCUGUCGUUCUUGCUGCAAUGGACUACCCCUCUGGAAAUUGCUGAAAUGAAGGCACCUUUGGGUACCCAGGAUGGAUUUGUGUGUGGAAGUCGAAUGGGUCGCAGCAGUCACAUUUGCUGCAGGAGCAGCAGCUGUUGGGUAUCUGGCUUACAAAAAAUUUCUCAGCAAGGACAAAUGCUGUAAUGGCAUGGUAAACCUCCAUAUUCAGAAAGAUAAUCCAAAAGUAGUUCAUGCAUUUGAUAUGGAAGAUUUGGGGGAAAAAGCUGUGUACUGCCGGUGUUGGAAGUCUAAGAAGUUUCCAUUAUGUGAUGGAUCUCACACAAAGCAUAAUGAUGAAACGGGAGACAACGUGGGACCUCUGAUCAUCAAGAGAAAAGAUGCAUAAGCACCGGAUGGUUUGGACACCGUGAGAAUGACCUUGUUGCAGUACUUUCUGCUCACCUGUAACUGGUGUAAUAUAGGAAUCUUAAGUCAUUUCACUGAAGAUUUUUAGAUGUCAUCUACAGUACACUGCAGCACAUGUAAUUCAUGUUUGCCUUGCUUAAAACACUACAGUGUAUAUGUUAGGAAUGAAUACUUGUGACUUACUGAUUUAUUUUUUGUCCUGUAAAGUGUACAUUCUUAAUAAGUGUAAAAAAGAGAAAACCCUUUAGAAUGUACUCUGAUGUAUUGGAGAUGAUACAUUAAAUUAUUUUCAAAUACAC
This is a messenger RNA of Elgaria multicarinata webbii, 935 nucleotides long. It is a transcript of the gene CISD1, whose product is annotated as CDGSH iron sulfur domain 1. Bases 302 to 616 code for a protein of 104 amino acids. Gene Ontology annotation, biological process: regulation of autophagy. Gene Ontology annotation, molecular function: 2 iron, 2 sulfur cluster binding. The record is from RefSeq and is a predicted model, not a curated record. Gene Ontology annotation, cellular component: mitochondrial outer membrane; intracellular membrane-bounded organelle. Lineage: Eukaryota; Metazoa; Chordata; Lepidosauria; Squamata; Anguidae. The transcript is spliced from 4 exons.